AUGUUUAUUUAAGUUCAUAUUUGUUCUAAAGAAAUUCUUUCUACAUUUCAAGACUGCCUUCGAAAAGCCGAAAAUAAAACACAAAAGUAAAAAACCUUUACGGAAAACUCAGCCAUGAAUUUUCUAUGAUGCUGAUGAUAUACUCUACUCAUACCAGCUUCCUUUCCCCGUUUGUUCGUGUGUUUCCUUGCUCUGAAUGCAUGCAUCUACAACAGAAGACGACUAUUAACAAGCUGUACUCGAUUUUUCUAUGAUGUGUUUUAAGAAAGCACAGCCAGCAUCCGAUCCGAUCCGUUCCGAACACUCGAAAGUCGAACGUCGAAAGCCAUCCACCGCCGCGAAUCUAUUUUCUAAGUUUAUUUAUACCCGAAAUUUAUGAAAUGUUUAGAUUUGAAUCCGAUUGUGGUGUUUGCAGAGAUGUAUCUUAAAACUAAGCGGAUCCGCGGGCGGGCAGGGAGUUCGGUUUGAGGAUUUGUUUUCUGGCACAAUGAUGUUGAAUUCUGUUGCUGAUACUGAUGCGAGUGAAUGAGAAGACGAUGAAUGCGAUGACGACGACGAGGAGGAAAACGAAGAAGUUGGUUUCUGUGUUUACGACGGCAAUGUGAUUUAAUUUUAGUUUUCGAAGUGAGAUGAGGAAACGCCAAGCAAAACACGAGCAACCGAAAGCCAGCCAACCAUCCACGCUUGUUGGCUAGUUCUACUCUCAUCAGUUGCUCGACGCUGUAUCUCCGAAUUGAUCUCGUUUCUCGUGUAUUUAUUCCGUUCUUUUUACUACUGUACCCAGAGAGCUCAGUAUUUGGAUAUAAAAUAAUAUCGUUUCAAUAUUGUUUCGCAGUUAAAUAUAAACCUUCAAAACGGCGGCGCAUAUAAAGCGAAUCAACAUGGAGAAAACUCCACGCUACACUCAACGUGAACGAAACAUGGUGCUUGGUUUUGCGGCUCAGUAUAAGGACGUUAUUGAAAAUAAACGAACUGAUGCUGAGUCGAAUCGCAAAAAGGACGAAGUGUGGCGAGUGAUAGCAAAAGAGUUCAACUGCAGAGUCUACCACCAACGAUCGGCCAAACAGUUACGACAGUUAUACAAAAAUAUGAAACUUCUGCUCAAGAAAGAUCUCUGCAAUGACAGCAAAAACGCAAAGUCAUUCAUGGACAUUUUAGAAGCACUAUCGCAACAGGAUUCCAUUAACCAGUACCUCUCGUCGACGGGAUCGCCGAGCGGUUACAAUGGUCGACAGCCCGCAAAAAUGGAACUAGAUGUUGACAAUAAGAUGAUGUCGGGGACAUUCGACAGUGAUGUGAUUGUCAUAAAAGCUGAAGAUAUCAGUGACAACGAUCAAUCGUCUUCAGUGCACAAUGGAGACAUGGAAGAUGAUGACGACGACGAUUGCCUUAGCACCAAAGACAUACCGGAAGUGUGUCUUGAGGAGGAGGAUGAGGAGCUCUUUAGUCGACCGCCUGCACAGUCCACGCCCGAUCUAGCGAUGCGAAACAAUAUUCGACAAACCAUAAACAACAACUAUUCCCGUGGCAAUACAAACGAACCUUCAAGCCCGACGAAUCGCACGCCCAGUGGUUCUGCAUCAAACAAAAAUGAGUUCCUCCUCAACCUCGCCAUCGAAGAGCGAAAGCGUAAGAUCGACCUGUUAAAUGCACAAAUCGAGUACUGGAAAACGCUAACCAGAAAGCUGGAAAUAACCGGCCACAGCAGUUGUCCCUGCCAUAUACCAAAGAUGAAUGGUCAUCAUGGCCAAAGCUAGUCAAACUCACACUCACAUCAAUCGGCUAUUUUAUCAAAGAGAACACUCACAUCACAAAAUGUGUGUUUUAGAUUAGUUUUUGUUCGUUCUAUUCGUAGGCACCGUGUCAAUGAUAAGUCGACUUCCUUAAUAUAUAUUUUGUUUUUAAUUUGUAGAGAUGUACAAAUGUUGUUCCUAAUCUAGUCUAGUAUUUUUUUAGACCCAGAAAUGAUACCAAAAAGAAACCAAACGGUGGUUAAUUUUUAGCCUAUUUUUGCCAUAAUAACUAAAAUUAAUUAAUUAGAUAUAAGUCUUAACAAAAAGUCAGCUAUUACAGAGUCGUAUUUUUUUUUAAAGGGCAGCACGGUGCAACUUUGUAUUGUUUUUUAGUUUAGUUUUUUUUUCUGUUUUUUAAUUUGUUCUUAUUCGUAUUGUCACAUUUUAUAAGUAUUUAUUAUUAUAUACAUACACAUACAGAUCUAUGUUAAUUUAAAUUUUUGUCAUAUUUAAUUUUAAAGAUGAAUAAGUAAACCUAAUAGAGUAAUAAUGAAAAGUAUAAUUGUAUAAAGUAAAAAAGAAAGAAAAUGCAUUCACAAUGCAUUUAUCAAAAAUUUACCAAAAAAAAAAAGAAAAAAACCAAAAGUAAUAUAUAAUGUAUGGAUUUUCCUAGUCAGUAAAUUAUUUUUUAGAGUAAAAAUAAAGGUGAAUAAUAAAAAAGA
Molecule: messenger RNA, 2455 nt
Organism: Eupeodes corollae
Lineage: Eukaryota; Metazoa; Arthropoda; Insecta; Diptera; Syrphidae
Exons: 3
Coding region: 882-1757 (291 amino acids)
Source: RefSeq, a predicted model, not a curated record